CGCCCGUUCGCGCCUGCGCUGUGGCCGGAAGGUCGUCCCUGUGACCGGCUUGGCUUUUGGAGCUGUUGUCGCCAUGUUGUCGGUUGCCGCGCGCUCGGGCCCAUUCGCGCCCGUCCUAUCGGCCACGUCCCGCGGGGUGGCGGGCGCGCUGCGGCCCCUGGUACAGGCCGCGGUGCCCGCCACCUCGGAGUCGCCUGUGCUGGACUUGAAGCGCUCCGUCCUGUGCCGGGAGUCGCUCAGAGGCCAGGCCGCGGGCCGGCCUUUGGUCGCUUCCGUGAGCCUCAAUGUCCCUGCUUCUGUUCGUUAUUCCCAUACAGACAUCAAAGUGCCUGACUUCUCUGACUAUCGUCGCCCUGAAGUGUUAGAUAGUACAAAGUCUUCAAAAGAGAGCAGUGAGGCUCGGAAAGGUUUUUCCUAUUUGAUAACUGCAACAACUACUGUGGGUGUUGCAUAUGCUGCCAAGAAUGUCGUCUCUCAGUUUGUUUCCAGCAUGAGUGCUUCUGCCGAUGUGUUGGCCAUGUCGAAAAUUGAAAUCAAGUUAUCCGAUAUUCCAGAGGGGAAGAACAUGGCUUUCAAAUGGAGAGGCAAACCCCUGUUCGUGCGCCAUCGAACCAAGAAGGAAAUUGACCAGGAAGCUGCAGUUGAAGUGUCCCAAUUGAGGGACCCACAGCAUGACUUAGAACGAGUAAAGAAACCUGAGUGGGUUAUCUUGAUAGGUGUUUGCACUCAUCUUGGUUGUGUACCCAUUGCAAAUGCAGGAGAUUUUGGUGGUUAUUACUGCCCUUGCCAUGGGUCACACUAUGAUGCGUCUGGCAGGAUCAGGAAGGGGCCUGCACCUCUCAACCUUGAAGUUCCCUCAUAUGAGUUCACCAGCGAUGAUAUGGUGAUUGUUGGUUAGAGACCUGGACUCAAGUUAUAGGCUUCUUUCAGUCUUCAUGUCACCUCAGAAGAGUUAAUUGAGAACAAGCCUUCUGUGCUUUGAAUUAGUUGAUUUGAAAUAUUUAAGAAUUGCUAAUAAUGUGUUUGCAACCAUGUAAAUUGAAUUUAAUGUUGAAUACUUUCAAGCAUUCACCUAAAAAAGCCACCAUUAAACAUUGUUAUGCUCAAA
Molecule: messenger RNA, 1108 nt
Organism: Bubalus bubalis (water buffalo)
Lineage: Eukaryota; Metazoa; Chordata; Mammalia; Artiodactyla; Bovidae
Product: cytochrome b-c1 complex subunit Rieske, mitochondrial
Exons: 2
Coding region: 74-898 (274 amino acids)
Biological process (GO): mitochondrial electron transport, ubiquinol to cytochrome c
Cellular component (GO): membrane
Molecular function (GO): quinol-cytochrome-c reductase activity; 2 iron, 2 sulfur cluster binding
Source: RefSeq, a predicted model, not a curated record